This is a messenger RNA of Solea solea (common sole), 3173 nucleotides long. It is a transcript of the gene adpgk, whose product is annotated as ADP-dependent glucokinase. Gene Ontology annotation, cellular component: endoplasmic reticulum. Gene Ontology annotation, molecular function: ADP-specific glucokinase activity. The coding region runs from base 224 to 1720 and encodes 498 amino acids. Gene Ontology annotation, biological process: glucose metabolic process. The transcript is spliced from 8 exons. The record is from RefSeq and is a predicted model, not a curated record. Lineage: Eukaryota; Metazoa; Chordata; Actinopteri; Pleuronectiformes; Soleidae.
GAAGUCGCCGUGUGUGUGUGAGAGAAUUUAGCUCGUCGCUGCUCCUUCAAUGACUUACUCACACACUCCCAUCUCUCACUUCACUUUUCCCUGUACCAGCAACUCUCCGCAAACGCUAUGUCCCGUGUGUGAAAUCCUCUUGUCGACGGACUAACUUGAAACCUACACUCUGUCGGAGGGAAACUGAGAGAUUUUCUUUGUCGCAGGAGUGUGUGGGAGCAUCAUGUGGAGGAAGGCUUCGGCAGUGGCCCUGCUGGCGUUAGCUGUUGGAUAUUUCUAUCAUGGCAGGCUGAACUUGCCCGAGCAGAUUUCUCAGUAUGUCAGCCUGCCAAUUUUUCACUCAUCUCCAAGUCUUGACACCCAAAACGGCGGCGUGGAGCAGGUGAUCUCGACUGCCUGGGAAACUCUCAUAACUUUACCAACACGUCAGUGGAGCAGAGUGGCUGUAGGUGUGAAUGCCUGUGUAGAUGUGGUCGUCUCUGGAGUGGGACUGCUGCAGGCUUUGGCUGUGGAUCCUGGCACCGGCCUGGAUCAUGAAGUUUUGCACUCUAAAGAUGACUUGAAGGAAGCCUUCAUCCAUUACAUGGGACGUGGAGCAGCUGCCGAGCGCUUCUUCAGUAACAAAGAGGCCUUUCAGUGGAUUGCGCGUGCAGCAGCAGAAUACCCUGGUGCAAAGUUGUAUGUGGGAGGAAAUGCUGCUCUUAUUGGCCAGAAGCUCGCCUCCUACCCCGAUUUAAUGGUUUUGUUAUGUGGGCCAGUUGGUCCUAAACUUCAUGAGAUGCUGGAUGAGCAGAUCAUCGUUCCCCCAGACUCACUGCAAGAGACGGAUGAAUAUCACCUCAUCCUGGAAUAUAAAGCAGGAGAACAAUGGGGCUCGACUCAGGCACCACAAGCAAACCGCUUCAUCUUCUCUCAUGAUGUCUCCAACGGGGAGAUGAGCUCAUUGGAGACAUUCGUGGCGAGUCUGGACGAGUUUGAGCCCGACCUGGUCGUCCUGUCAGGUCUACACAUGAUGGAGGGUCAGGGCAGACAGCUGUGGGAGGAGCGACUGAAGGAGGCUGUGUCGGCCAUAGCUGACAUCCAUAAAGAUAUCCCUAUCCACCUGGAGUUGGCCAGCUUGACCGACAAAGACUACAUGAACAGUAUAAUGCAGGAGCAGGUUAUGCCCAUUGUCAGCUCCAUUGGGCUGAAUGAGCAGGAGCUGCUCUUCCUCUCUCAGGCAGGUGAAGGGCCUCAUUCAGAUUUGGCUGCCUGGCAAGGCAUCCCAGACGUGGGCCAGGUCAGUGACAUUCUCUACUGGGUCCUGGAGCAGCAUGGCCGCAUUGAGCCAUCAUCAGAGGCGGACCUCACUCGCAUUCACUUCCACACACUGGCCUACCAUGUCCUGGCUACAGUGGAUGGAUACUGGGGGAACCAGGCAGCAGCAGUGAUGGCUGGUGCAAGAGUGGCGAGCAGUCAGGCCUGUGGUCUCCAGUCUGUCGAUGUUAGCAAAGUGGAGCUCAAAGUUCAGCUAGAGUUUCCCAGCUCACACUUUGAGCCACGAGAGAAGUUGACCCUGAACCCAGCAGAGCCUGUUACAGUGUGGCGACGAGGAAACAUCACCUUCCAUCUCACACCAGUGCUGGUUUGCAAACAGCCACUCCGGACAGUUGGACUUGGGGACGCCAUCUCAGCAGAGGGACUAGUUUACUCAGAGUUAAAGACCCAGCAGCCCUUCUGAGGUUUACUUAACUCUGUCACUAUCUGGAAAAAUAUUGACCGGGUGGUUGACUGAGGCUUGGUGAAGGUCCAUCUGCAGGUGUGGUUGUUGGGUUGGAGUCAUGUUUCCAAAACACUUCAAACCUCUUGUGUUCUGAACCAAUUCUUAUCUCAGUCUAAGAAUGUGACCAAUGGUGGCAAUUUGAAUUCCUGUCAAGUGACUCCUCCAGCCCGCUUCGAUCUCCUAGUUUAGAAACUGAGACAGAACUGGAUCUAGGCUGUGAGGUGGCCUAUGCACUUGGCACAGAUAUAAGCCAUCUUCACAAAUAAUAUACAGACAGAAAACUCCAAAGAGUUUGUUGGCUCAUUUUAUUUACUUUGACCUGCAUAUCUUUAAGUAUGCUGUGCCUUUAAAAAAUUAAAAGUUAUAAAUAUUUUAUUCCUGUUUCAGAGCCAAGCAAACAUUUGUGAGUUAUAGAUGUAAAAACACAUACAGUAUAUGAGUGUAUAUGUAAAUGUUUGACUGGAAACAAAUAGGCAUCUUACUUUAUGGUAGACUCCACUUUAUGUUUUUCAUGUUUGUUUCUCUUAAUAAUGUCAGGAAAACACUUGAACACUCAUUCGAUCAUGUUAUCUGACUUGUCCAGAUACUUGUCAUCUAUGUUACUGCGAGGAUGAAAAUACUAGAGUGCCAGCUUUUGUGUUUUCUCAGGUUUUUGGUCCAAACACUCCCACUAUAAAGAUGAUGCAGUUAAGAGACCACAUUAAGACGAUGAGAGAGAUCAUCAUGUCAGUUUCUUGCUCUACAUUAUGAAUUGUGAAUGCAUGGUUCUUUUUUUUUUUUUUUUAAAUAUUUAUGCAGUAAGGCUUGAUCAACAAAUGAAUAAUUACAAGAUUAAAUCGGUGAGUUAACGGUAAAACAAAUUUAUAAUCGUGGUGAUGAUCUUGCAUUAUUUGGUUGAUAUCGUUUUUUUAUUCAUGUUUCUACCCUCGCAUCUAGUGUGAUUGUGUAACAUGGUUGGCUGGAAAAUAUCUAAACCUUCCGAUUCACAUUCUAACAUGCAAUUAAAUGAUGCUGUUUUGUUGGUAGUUUAUAAUUUGUAAGUUUCUUUCAGAAUGCUUAGGCCAUGUUAGAUGUACUGUAUGUAACAGAACAUAGUUGGGUUCAUGUGUUGUGUUUGUAUACCUCAAAUGGCCACUGAAGGCAUGCAAUAAUUAUAGUCUUAAAUAAUGCAAACAUACAACAAAAACAAUGUAUGGCAUUUAGCAGAUUUAAUUCUUUGCACUAGUGGAAAGUGGCAGGAUAGGUGAAUGUAACCCCCCCAUCCAGUCACACACAUAUUUUAGCAAGUACAAUCUGUUCAACUCUUCUUUUUUCAUAGAUUGUCUCAUGUUUUAUUUUAAUUUUUUAACAUUUAUAACUGUCAAGUUUCAUUUGCGUGUAGUUUGUCAUUAAAAGAUGUAUGAACAGUAAA